Molecule: messenger RNA, 738 nt
Organism: Miscanthus lutarioriparius
Lineage: Eukaryota; Viridiplantae; Streptophyta; Magnoliopsida; Poales; Poaceae
Source: the annotation of a GenBank genome assembly
AUGAAGUGGAUGAUCCUCGACGUUACCAUUGGGGAGAGGGACAAGCUCAUCGACCUGGCCUGCGACACCGACGACGCCAAGGUCUACUGCGUCACCUUGUUGGGAGACGUGCACGUGCUCCGCAUCCCCCAGCGACAGCGACGGAGGCCCAUCGUUGAACCCUUGCUGGCCGAGCGCGCUGGCCUCCCGUUCGACCCCGCCGCCGCCUACGCCCCGCCCUACGACACCGCGUCCAAGUUCACAAACGUCAAGAAUAUCUUCUUCUUCGGCGGUAACUUGUACGAAGUGUGGCGGAACGCCACCAGCGCCCGCUCUUGGCUGACGCCGGCCGGUGGCCGGUUCGUCAUGUUGAAAGACGACAUCUUCGUCCUCAAGUACAACCCCGAGCGCCGGCCAUGCUGGGACGCGGUGACGGACCUGGGAGGCUACUCGGUGUUCGUCGGCAAGAACCUUCCCGUGGUGCUGCUACCAAAGGAUGCGCCAGGCGUGACGGCCAACUGCGUGUACUGGAUCAAUGAGCAAUCGAGGAAUGAGCCCAUGGUGUUCGACAUGGUCACCAGGACCUCGACACUUCACCCUUCCGCCGCCAAAGCAUUGUCUCCCUCGUGCAAACCAGUCUGCUGCUGGUACUUCUUGGAUGACAAGAUUACAGAGGUCCAAGACAAUAAUGGAAGAAAACGACGUCUAAGUAUAGAUCAUUGCGAGCAGGUCUCCAAGAGUAGUCGGAAAGCACGCUAG